Molecule: messenger RNA, 4951 nt
Organism: Columba livia (rock pigeon)
Lineage: Eukaryota; Metazoa; Chordata; Aves; Columbiformes; Columbidae
Product: organic cation/carnitine transporter 2
Exons: 10
Coding region: 799-2472 (557 amino acids)
Biological process (GO): carnitine transport; transmembrane transport
Cellular component (GO): membrane
Molecular function (GO): ATP binding; quaternary ammonium group transmembrane transporter activity
Source: RefSeq, a predicted model, not a curated record
AAACGGCGCGUCCUAACUAAACGCUGGCACAUGUAACAGGGCACAAGCCCCUGCUUAUAUUACCCUAAUCUCGGUGCGAAUUCCCUCCCCUGCUCCCCAUCGGCUGGUUCUGCAGGGUUGACAGACCACCCGACCCUGCCUCAGUUUACCUGUCCAUUCAUCCAAUUCUAACAACACUUGCCCCUUAUCGAUUUAUUUAAAACACAGAUUCCUGGCUCUUUGGCUACCCUUCCCCCUAGAUUAACUUUUAAAACACAGGAAUCAGUCUGCAUUCCAAGAUUAGUUCGCAGAGGCUUUGUUUUACAUUAAGGAUUCAUAGUCUGAUGCGUCUCAGUCCUUUCCUCGCGCUGGGGCCAGGCGCCGGGUCGCCAGUUUUACCGAAACAACAUUCCCCCUUCGGCGGCUCCGCACACCGCUGCGGCCAGACACGAGGAGAGGAACCACCGCACUCUUGCAGAAAGACGGGCUGGGAACCCUGGAGGUGCCGCCAGGCCCGGCCGAGCCCCCGCCGCGCCCCCGGCCGGGCGCAGGGCACGCCGGGAGCCACCGGGAGCCGCCCGCGUCGGGCUGGGGCUGUGGGGCCGGGCUCCGGCUGCCGCUCGAACUCCCCCGCGGCGCCGGCGACGGCUCGGCCCCACCUGAGGGGCCUCCGCCUGCAAACCCCACCCCCGGCCGCUCCCCCGCCGGCGAGGCCCGGCCCAUGGCUCGGCGCUCGGCGGGCUGCGCGGCAGUUCGGAGCGGCCGCUUCUUGCCCGCGCCACACGGGCCCGCCGGCAGCGGCGGCAGCUCGGCCGCGCCAUGCGCGACUACGAGGACGUGACCGCCUUCCUGGGCGAGUGGGGCCGCUUCCAGCGGGUCAUCUUCUUCCUCCUCAGCGCCAGCAUCGUCCCCAACGGCUUUACCGGUCUCUCCAUCGUCUUCCUGGCCGGCACCCCCGAGCACCGCUGCGCCGUGCCCCGCGGGGCCAACCUGAGCGCCGAGUGGCUGAACAACAGCGUCCCGCUGGAGCCGCGGGGCGGGCAGGCGGCCCCGAGCCGCUGCCGCCGCUACAGCCUGGCCGCGCUCGCCAACUUCUCGGCGCUGGGGCUGCGGCCCGGCUUGGACGUGGAGCUGGGGACGCUGGAGCAGGAGCCGUGCCGGGACGGCUGGGAGUACAGCCGCGCCGUGUACCGCUCCACCAUCGUCACCGAGUGGAAUCUGGUGUGUGACAACGACUGGAAGGCCCCGCUGAGCACCUCCCUGUUCUUUGUGGGUGUCCUGCUCGGAUCCUUCGUAUCGGGACAGCUCUCAGACAAGUUUGGCAGGAAGAAUGUGCUGUUUGCAACUCUGGCAAUGCAGACGGGCUUCAGCUUCAUACAGGUCUUCUCUACCAGCUGGGAGAUGUUUUCAGUGCUCUUCGUGCUGGUCGGCAUGGGACAGAUCUCUAACUACGUGGCAGCGUUUGUUCUUGGCACAGAAAUUCUUGGCAAAUCCAUUCGUUUGCUGUUCUGCACGCUGGGCGUUUGCAUCUUUUAUGCCUUCGGCUACAUGUUGCUGCCACUGUUCGCUUACUUCAUCAGGGCCUGGCGGAUGCUGCUGCUGGCGCUUACCUUACCUGGCCUGCUCUGCAUCCCGCUCUGGUGGGUCAUCCCGGAGUCCCCGCGGUGGCUGAUCUCCCAGGGGAGGUUCCAGGAGGCAGAAGACAUCAUCCGAAAGGCUGCGAAAAUGAAUGGUGUUGCAGCCCCGGAUGUGAUACUCGACCCUAGUGAGCUGCAAGAUUUGAAUUCGCAGAGGCAGCAGACAUACACCAUUUUGGAUCUGAUGAGAACCCGAAAUAUCCUAACUAUCACAAUUAUGUCAAUUCUUCUCUGGAUGAUAAUCUCUGUUGGUUAUUUUGGACUGUCUCUUGACACACCCAACUUGCAUGGAGACGUCUACAUGAACUGCUUCCUCUCGGCGGUGAUUGAAGUUCCAGCCUACGUUAUUUCCUGGCUGCUGCUCCGAAAUCUCCCUCGACGGUAUUCAAUGGCUGCUGCGUUAUUCUUGGGAGGCUGUGUUCUUCUCUUCAUUCAGCUGGUGCCUUCACAUAUUCGUGCACUAUCUAUUCUACUGGUGAUGCUGGGGAAAUUUGGGAUCACAUCUGCCUUUGCCAUGGUUUACGUUUACACGGCUGAGCUCUACCCAACAGUCGUGAGAAACAUGGGAGUUGGAGCAAGUUCCAUGGCCUCUCGGCUGGGCAGCAUCCUCUCGCCUUACUUCGUUUACCUCGGUGCCUAUGAUCGAUUCCUGCCUUACAUCCUGAUGGGGAGCCUGACUGUGCUCUCAGGAAUUCUGACUUUAUUUCUGCCAGAAAGCUACGGAAUGCCUCUUCCAGACACCAUUGAGCAAAUGCUGCUGGUGAAAGGGUUAGAGUACAGGCCUGCGUCUAGUAGCAAAAGGGAUUCCAAGGAGGAAGAGGAAAAUCCGGAGAUUUUAAAAAGCACGGCUUUUUGACGGAACUCCUGUGCACUUCCUGGUGGACUGAAAGUUCAAUGGACUUUUAUUCUAAAAUUCUUUCUAGAAAGGGCUAGUGGCAACACUUUAUUUCCUGUAAUUUUAACCUUAUUUAUUAAUUUAAACACUGUGUUCCAUACAUUCUCUUUUUAUAUGACCAUAAAUACUGUUUAGCCUUUGAGAUUCUUCAGCCACAGUUGUUUUAAUGCAGUAGCACCAUGGAACAGUAUGUGAUCAAUCCUUUGUGACUUUGAGUGUCCAGUUCAGCUGAAAGAUACUUGAAAAUGAGUUCAAGGGCCGUCAGGAUGCCUGGGUUCCUCAGCAAACCUCUGAGCUGAUGCACAUCAUGAAGUUAAACGCUUCCAGAAAAAGCUGCUAAUUGGUUUUGAUUCCUUGAAUUCUGUCUCUGAACAGAAACUUAUUUAUUAUAGUGAAGGUUUUGGGAACGCGCCUCUCUGUGGCCUUGCUCAAAUGACUUUGCAUGGGCUGAAUUCGGUACAAAAUUCAGAAGGAUGCAAAGAAAGAUUUUGAGAAUUAGUUCUAACUUAAUGUGUUUUAACCCAACAUAGAUUGAAAGGGUUGUCUUGCACAAAGCGUUUAUAGCACAGAAGUUUUGCUCACAAGAUUCACUCGAUUCCAAUUUUCAACUGUAUCUGUAGGGUGAAUUUGUUUCUGUCUGACCCUGGAUGUGGCCAUUUCCGGGCCAUAUUUAUUUUGAAUUGUGCAAAAGGUUUCAUCUCUGUGUGGAGGGGGCGGUGUUGCUUUGGGGUUCUUCCCUUUUGAUGCGUGGUGGAAGUUUUACGUCUAAAUUGUUUUCAUGUCUUCUGUGCAAUUUGGAUGAUGGAAACAAUUUUCCUGUCUCUGUUCAGUGCUUUUCACACACGUGCACAUACGCACGCAUACAAUUAAUAGAUUUAGAGAGAAAUGUUCUGUGUUGAUCUACGCCACUGCUUUGACCUCAUGGUGGAAUGUACUGGGAACAAAAUUCAGAAUAUAGUUCUCGGUUCAAGUGCCAACUGUAUGACUGCUGUGAGGUCUGUUAUUUCACUUCACUCAUGUAAUCAGUGAAUAGUUAAAAAAAACAUUGUUGACAAUCUGCCAAGAAAUUGUUCCUUGGGUCGUGGAAGCACCCUUGGCAUUACCUGUGUUUCUUUAAAUACAUCUUAUGUAUAUGUACACACAGUCUCGUUUGUGCUGUUCUGAUUCCGCUUUGACAGAGGUGAGAUUUCUGUCUUGUGGCACUUGUUUGUCUUUUGUUCUGUCUUGUAGAGACUUAAUAAACAGAACCUGGACCUUUGUAGCCGGAGCUGUCAGGGCCUCGCUGCUGCGGCAGCUGCCCGGGGCGCUUUGUGCUUUCCUUCUCUAUGUAGCCGGUGGCACCGGCUGAUUCCAGCCUGUCCUUAACCAAUACCCCCUAUUCUGUCAGUGGCUCCAGCCCACAGCAUUUUGGUUUGGUUAAACUCUUCCUACCAGUGCCUUGAACUUGAGGCUUUGCUCUGUUUUCCCUGCGCUUCCUCACCUGCUUGUUUAAUGUUGUAAUGUCUGGCAGGAGGUUGGCCAGUGUCACCGGUCAGAGGACGAUACGGAGAAUCAGAGUUCUGUUGUACCACUGGUUCUUCUGAGGAGAGAAAUGCGAGCGUUUGGGCAGCUCUGGUGUCACUCCGGUUUAACAGACUCGCAGGGUCACAGUAGGUGGGUUCAAAGUGCAGUGUGGGAUUUGAAGCUGAUCCAAAAACGGAGACUCUGGGUUUUACGAGCCUCGCUGCACAUCGUAUAACAGCCUUGACGUAAGCGAAUACAUGUCGGGAGAGAGCGUGUAGCAACCGGCCUGUCUUGCCCAAAAAGACAUGAUACAAUUUGUCAGGCUUAUCACCUUUCUGAAAUAUUCAUUGCAAACUAAAGCUUGGUACAGAUAUUUUUCUUUGUUAGGCUUAUUUCUAGGAACUGGAAUGUUUAGAAGCAGAAUCUUUUGUGUGCGUUGGAGAAAAAUUAUCUGAUAACCACAGGAAUCUGAGGCAAAACACAUUGGGCUGCAACUUCCUUGUAAUGAAUUUGCCAAUGUAAACAACUCCGUCCCAUGAGUCUCUUCCUGAGAACUGCUUCAGAAAAUAACCUGAAAUGCAGAAUACAUGCUCGCCUGAUACAGGAGCUGCCGUGGAAAUUCCUGUCCUAAAGCGCAGGGUCCAUUUCACAUCUGACUUAGCUGUAAUUUCUUACCCACUGUUUUAUCCAGGUGUGUGCCGUAGCAGUGAAACUUUUGUUCUUGAGUGUUUUAGUGUUCUGAUGUUUACUAAAGGUUGUGGGGAGGAUUUUCUGUUGGUUGUUUUUUUAAUCCUGACCAGUUGGGGAAUUUCCUGGUUGUGACUGAUGCUACAAAACACAAUGGCAAUCUCUCUGUCAAAAAAUACACUUUUUUUUUUCCUUGCUUAUCUUUGUAAAAACAAGUAUGAGUCAGAAAUAUAGUAUAUUUAAUAUAGCA